Clunio marinus is the source of this 189-nucleotide messenger RNA. NCBI's taxonomy places the organism in Eukaryota, Metazoa, Arthropoda, Insecta, Diptera, Chironomidae. The record is from the annotation of a GenBank genome assembly.
AUGGGCAAUAAAUCUGACAUAAAAUCCUGUUAUGCAACUGGUGUGAGGAUAAAAUUUACAUUUAUUACUGAGUAUUGCAACCCCAUUAUUAGCGUUUUCGCACAUUCACUGAUAUCAUUUAAUUUAACAGAUAUGCCUUUUAUUUACAAGUGUGUGGAGUGUCUAGAAGAUUUGUGUGGUGAUUGUUAA